Molecule: messenger RNA, 3475 nt
Organism: Bacillus rossius redtenbacheri
Lineage: Eukaryota; Metazoa; Arthropoda; Insecta; Phasmatodea; Bacillidae
Exons: 14
Coding region: 128-3214 (1028 amino acids)
Biological process (GO): proteolysis
Molecular function (GO): metal ion binding
Source: RefSeq, a predicted model, not a curated record
CUUAGCCAAUCACGGCGCAUGGUAACAGAGGCUUUCAUGAAAUGCUUACCUCUGUUCCCACCUAUUAAUUGUCUAUGGGUCUCCCCUUCAGCAAGCAACAUUGUUUUUGUCUGACCGAUAGUCAAAUAUGGCGCCUGUAGAUAGUUCACCGGCUCGUUGUCGGAAUGGAAGUUUUGAAUUAAUAUGUAGUUUGAAAGCGAAUGAUUUGAUACCGGUUCAUAAGUACCGAUCUAAUAUCACAGGACUAACUGUUGUCAUUGCAGAAGUUGAAGGACCUGUAGUUCAUGGCUACUUUUGUUUAGCGACGGAGGCCCACGAUGACGACGGCCUGCCACAUACUCUGGAGCAUCUUAUUUUCCUGGGCAGCGAGCAGUACCCCUACAAGGGCGUGCUGGACCUUCUGGCCAACCGCUGCCUGGCCUCGGGCACCAAUGCCUGGACAGACACGGACCACACCUGCUACACCAUGACCACCGCCGGCAGCGAGGGCUUCCUCACCCUCAUGCCCAUCUACCUGGAUCACGUGCUCUACCCCACGCUCACAGACUCUGGCUACCUGACGGAGGUGCACCAUGUCACGGGGGAAGGGGAGGAUGCGGGGGUGGUGUACUGCGAGAUGCAGGGCCGCGAGAACACGGGAGAAUCUCGCUCGUACCUCGCCAUGUUGCGGGCCAUGUACCCCGGCAAGUGCGGCUACAAGUCGGAGACCGGGGGCAUCAUGAAGAACCUACGAGAGAGCACCAACAACACCAAAGUGCGGAACUACCACAGGGAGUUCUACCGGCCGGAGAACCUGACGCUCAUCAUCGCCGGCCAGGUGAAACCCGACCAGGUGUUCCAGGCCCUGCAGCCGGUGGAGGACAAGAUUGUGUCCAAGGGUCCCCGGGGGCCGUUCUCCAGGCCGUGGCAGUCGCCGGUGCCGCCCCUCCCCAUGUCGUACGACUUCCUGGUGCCCUACCCCUGCGACGAGGAGGAGAACGGCAUGGUGUACGUGGCGUGGCGGGGCCCCUCGGCCGUCAGGGAGCUGUACAAGAUGUGCGCCUGCUCCAUCCUCUUCAAGUACCUCACGGACAACUCCGUCAGCCCGCUCCAGCGCGAGUUCGUGGAGACCGACGACCCGUACGCCAGCAAGGUGUGCUACUCGCUGGCGGAGAACUCGGAGAGCAUGCUGUACCUGAUGUUCGAGAACGUGCCGGUGGCCAAGCUGGGCGACGUGAAGGGCCGGCUGACCGCCGUGCUUGAGGGCCUCGCCGACGGCCGGGAGCGGUUCGACAUGAAGCGCAUGCGCGCCGUGAUCCACCGCCACAUCCUGGAGACGCUCAGCCACCUCGAGAACUCCCCCCACGACAGCGUCGCCUUCAUGGCCAUCGGUGACAUGCUGUUCGGCAGCUCCAAGGAGGACAUGGACCGCCGCCUGAACCCGGUGGAGGACCUGCGCAGGAUGGAGACGGAGCCGGAGCAGUUCUGGGCACAGCUGGUGCGCACGUACCUGGUGGAGGCCCCCCGGGUGACGGUGCGAGGGGCGCCCAGUCUGAAGGAGCAGCUGGACAUGGCGGAGAGCGAGCGGCGGCGGGUGGAGGAGCAGCGUCGCCGCCUGGGCCAGGACGGCCUGCGUGCCCAGGCCGACCGCCUCAAGGCAGCCAUGUUCGAGAACGAGAAACCCAUGCCAGAUGAGAUGUUAACAUCCGUGCCAAUCCCUGGGAUCGAGUCAAUCAACUUCCACUCAAUACAGAGCUUCACUACAGACUCAGCUGAGCAGCACCCAAAAUUUCCGUUGGCUGAUGUCCCAGUUCGGAUGCACCUCGACAACUUACGCACCAAUUUUGUGUAUGUGUUUGUGCUGAUGGACACGAGCCGGGUGGCGGCGGCACAGAGGGCCUACCUGCCCCUGCUGCUGGAGUGCCUCCUGGAGCUGCCUGUGCUGCGCGACGGCCGGCUGGUGCCCUACGAGGAGGUGGUCGCCGAGCUGGAGACGGACACCAUCUCCACCUCCGUGCGCCUGGGGCUCGAGAGCGCCUCGCGCUUCCACUGCGGCCCCUACUGCUCCACCGCCUGCCUCCUGCUGCAGGUGGAACCUGCGAAAUACGAGCGUUGCAUCUCGUGGAUACGAGAGCUGCUGUACCAGACGCAGUUCACAACCGAAAGAGUGCGCGUCAUCGCAGCCAAGAUCGCCAAUGACGUCGCCCAGGUCAAGAGGAAAGGCAACAUGGUGGUUGCCGACCUGAUGAAAGGUCUCAUUUUCACGAAAGAGAGCAACCACUACAACGCCUCGAUGCUGAGGCAGCACAAGUUCCUGACGGGCCUGAUGGAGCGGCUGGACGACCCCGAGACGGCGCAGGCGGUGCUGGCGGAGCUGGAGGCGGUGCGCCAGGUGGUGACGGAGCCCUCCGGCAUGGCGGUGCACCUGGCCGCCGACGUGGACUCCCUGGCGGCGGGGCGGCCGGACCUCCCAGGGCCCUGGCGGGGCCUGCUCCCGGAGGGGCGGGCCCCCGGGACGAGGGCGCUCCUGCCGGCCGUCCCCGACUGGACCCUGCUGGUGCCCCCGGGAGGGGACCCCGCGCCCCGCCACUGCGCCGUCGGCCUGGGCUGCGUCGAGUCCUCGUACCUCUGCCAGGCCACGGAGAGCCUGCGGGACUUCUCUCACCCCAGCCUAGCCCCGCUGCUGGUGUUCCUGCAGUACCUGACGCAGCUCGAGGGCCCCAUGUGGCGGCAGAUCCGCGGCAUGGGGCUGUCCUACGGCUACAGCAUCGUGCCCAAGCCCAACGAGGGCCUGCUGUACAUGACCUUCUACCGGGCCACCAACUGCGUGCAGGCCUUCAAGGAGGCCAGCAAGUUAGUGAAUGGACAGCUGGUGGCGGGAGCCAAGUGGGAACUGACGCUGUUUGAGUCGGCCAGAAGCUCGCUGAUAUUUGAGAUCAUCGAGCGAGAAAAGAGUGUGGGCGAUUUGGUCACGCAGUCCCUCCUGUCCUACUUUAAAGGAGUCGAUCAGGGCUACAACAGGCGUUUAGUGCAAUUGAUAGCGAAUACAGCCAUCGAAGACCUGGAAGCUGUGGGUCGUGAUCACGUCACUCCAUUGUUCACUCCGGAGAAAACGAGAACAACCAUUGUGUGCCACCCGUCAAAACUGGAUGAGAUCUCGGCAGGCUUCAAAGAGAUUGGCCAGGAGCUGACUGUGUAUGCUUCGUUAGAAGACAGUUUUCUCAGUGAUUGGUAAUACUAUGCAGCCAUGGCAAAUAACGUUGUGGUUUGGUGACGUGUUUAAAUUGUGUGCAGAAUGGUUGAGAAGAACUUCAGAGAUGAACUAUGUUUUUGCUUUUCCACCGUGUUAACUUUGCUAAAUGGUGUGUUUGGCAGAAAAACCUGACAUUUUUGCAAUGUGUUUGUAAGCCAUUCCUGCUGGUCAGCUGUUUUAUUUUUUGUUUUUUUGUUUGUUAUUACUAUGUGUAUGGCUAGGAAAAUUAAAAUUUGUCUACAA